Camellia sinensis is the source of this 729-nucleotide messenger RNA. NCBI's taxonomy places the organism in Eukaryota, Viridiplantae, Streptophyta, Magnoliopsida, Ericales, Theaceae. The record is from RefSeq and is a predicted model, not a curated record.
AUGGAGGUCAUCCCAGUAGUGGUGGGGAUCGCCACAGAGGUAGCGGGGGCUGCCCCCGGAGUGCAAGUAGAAGGUGGGGCGACUGGCCCUGAGCUAAGGAGGGGAGAACAGCCCCAGGGGGGUCCUGCACCCCAAGGAGGGGGAGUCAGUCUGACUACUGUGAUCUACCACGCUCGUGCAGUGGCUGGGCGGCUGGAGGGAGAAGAAGGCCCAACUAGGGCAGGGGCAGACCGCCUUGUGGGGAUUAUAGAAGAGGAGCUUCUACUGAGAAAGGCGGGGGCUGCAAAACUCAAGACAAAUGAGGCCAGGGCUCAACUUGCAAAGUUGAAGAAGGAGAGUGCAAGUUGGGAGAGUGCCUACGCUGAUCUGCAAACGGUCAAGGUGGAGCUGGAGAACACAUGCCGCCAGAAGGAGCUGAAGGGCGAGCGUGCUAAGGCAGUAGAGGAGAAGGAGAGCCUUCAGAAGGAGUUGGAAGCAGAGAGAGCCAAGGCGGGUGCUGAAAAAGAGAGCUUUCAAAAGGAGUUGGAGGCAGAGAAAGCCAAGGCAACUGCUGAAAAGGAGAGCCUUCAGAAGGAGUUGGAGGCAGAGAAAGCCAAGGCAACUGUUGAAAGGGCGACCCUGGAUAAGGAGUUGGCGGAGGAGAGGGCUAAGACAGCCUCUGAAAGGGUGGCUUACCCCGAUCUGUAUGUGGCAGCAGUGGACCAGUUCAAGGGGUCUGCUGAAUUUUAG